Moneuplotes crassus is the source of this 3121-nucleotide messenger RNA. NCBI's taxonomy places the organism in Eukaryota, Ciliophora, Spirotrichea, Euplotida, Euplotidae. The record is from the annotation of a GenBank genome assembly.
AUGCUAGAGUCUCCAACGAAACAUCCUCUCGAAGUUUCGAAAGCAGUUGAAUUUAAGGAAAUCAAGAAACUACCAAAGUUCUCACAUCCAAGCAUGGCCUGCAUCAAUCCAGUCCAUGCAGAAGUAGAUAAGCUUAGCCCACCUCGGUACUCAAGAAUGGGGAUCACUGGGAGCCCCAUAAAGUACAAUGAGAAGGAGAUUUUCCAGAAAAUUCUUCCUGAUCAUCUCAUUAGGCCUCCUCCAGAAGUCCUUAACAAGCCUAUCAACAAGGAGAAGACAGUAGAAGAUAUUAUUAGGAUCAUUGAAAAAAGAGAAAGUAGAAGGCUCACUUCAAAAGAGACUAGAGAUAUUUAUGAAAAAGAAAAUAAAAAAGAAGAAAAUCGUAAAAGGAAAGAACAAAUUAAGGAAAAUUCCAAGACUUUCUUCAAAGAAUGCCAGCUCAAGCUUGAAGAGGUUAAUGCUAAGAAGGAAAGCCCGAAAGCUUCUAAGCUUGCUAAGAGUGUUAUCGGGGCGUUAUUCCAUGUCAAGUUGAAGGGAAUGAGGAAAUUAUAUAACGAAUUAAUGGGCACAAAUCCUAAAAUUAUUUUAAAGAGCAAAUUCUUAGAGUUUGCAAAAAUGGUCCUGAAAGGCCAAAAAUUAACAGACACUGAUUUGAAAGAACUCUACAGUCUUUACUGUAAGAAGAACAAGAAGAAGGAAAAUGAGAUGUCUACGACCAAAGCGAAAGCAGCGAAGAGCGUUAUGAAGAAAUGGCUGAGGAAAGGCACAGCCGAUUCCAAAGAUUCUCCCUUUGGCUUCCACGACACUCUCAAUUCUAAGAAGAGUAGCAACAAACAAGACACUAAAAAUGAGGAGUCAAAGUUUUCCAGGAAGAAGUCUAGGAAGAGAGACGAGAAGAAAACUAAAGCUGAAAAACCAGAGGAAAUAAAACUUUCAAUGGAAGCUUUAACUACUUCGUAUGAUGAAUACCUUAAGCAAGAAGAGAACCUCUCAGGAGUAUUAAACACAAAGACUCUGAAUCUGAAGAACAUCGAGUUAAAGGACAAGAUCAAUUAUUGGAGGCAAGGAAAGGAUCUCAGAGAGCUCACAACGGAAAAAAUUUAACGAAAAAGAGCAAGAAGUUGAUAGAAUAAUCACUAAAUAUUGUGGUGAGAUCACUGUUGAUAAAGAACUCCUUGAAGCAUGUAGGAAGGAUUACACCGAACUUAUGAAAGAGAGGCAUACUCUAAUAAAGCAAGAAAACACCUUAAAUGACUUUCUCCUUGAGUUAAAUGAUUUCAAAAUAUUGGAGAUUAGAGAUAUGGUAAAAUGCAUGGAUAACUACAGGACCAGGUUUUAUUCAACUUUCACAAUGCUAAAUACCUUUGUGAAUAAAAUCUCAAGAGAAUGUGUGCUCAAUCAAUUCUUCUUCUCAUUCUUUGAUGUUGCAGACCUGGUCGUAAAAAUGACUCCUUCCAAAGCAGACUAUGCUCAUAUGAUCGGACUCUUGAACGAUACUAAAGCUGAAUACAUUAAAGAGAAGGUUGAAAUUCUUAAGAAAGAGCUAAAACAAAGAGAUAAUCCUGAAGUAAAAAUUACAGACGAAGACCUUAUCCCUCUUGAGCUGAUCAGACAGACCUUGGAAAAAUUAAAAGAGAAGUUCAAAGAAGGCUGUGGCGCUAUCGAAGCUUUUAUUGAUGAAUGUAGGGAUGUGACAUGACAAAAAAUAUGACAACUUCAGGUGGAAAACACUAAAAUCAAGAAAACUAUCGAAAAUAAUGUCUUUAUAGCUCAUAUAAGCAAAAUAAUGGAUAAAAGGAGAGAAGAGGUAUUCUCUUUGGGCUACAAGAUCAGAAUUCUACAUAUGGCCAUUUCAAAGACUUUGUUUACGACUGCAAGGGAUAUAAAUAUGGUGUACUUUAACAUCAUUGGGCUGAGUAAAGAUAAUAAUCUUGAAUUCGGCCAAAGACUAACCAGAGAGAUGGAAAUGUUCAAUAACAAACCUUUCACUACUGAAGAUCUUCCCAGCGAGAAUCUCAGUGAGCCUGGAGAAGAAGUCAUGAUGAGAGCUUUUCAAAGGCUGGGAGCUUUCAGAGAAGCAAUGAAUUCUGCUCGUAAAAAGAACGAAAAGAAACUCUCAACAGAAAACGGGCUCAAAAUCGACGAAGAAGAAAGUAAAGAUAGUUUUAUAGAUGAAACUUUCGAGAGAAUGAUUGACCUUGAAGAAGUCAAUCGAGACAAAAGUGAAGAGUUUAAUCUAGCCUCUGGAAGACCUAAGUCAUCUUUCAGAGACAAAUUCGGGAAAGGAGAACAACCCAAAUUCACUCAUCUUGAUGAAGAAGAUGAAGAGGAUAGAGAAGCUAUUGAAGAGAAAAAGAGGCGAGAGGAGGAAGAACGAGAAUGGAUGGCGAAAUAUAGAGAUACAGAUACUGGUGAACCUUUUAAUCCUAUCAAAAAGUUCGGACUUAUUGACAAAGACUACCUUGUUUAUGACAAUGCCACCAGCUCCUACCCACUGAACCUCCCUGCAGAUUACUAUCAGAGAUAUGUAAAGUCGACAGUACCUAGUAAAAAGGAUGGAAAAUGGUUUAUCAGGCCACAUCACAUUGAAAAACUUACUACACAUGUAAAGUCGAUAAAGGAUGACGUCCUCAACACCAAUUACUACUCACACUAUCACGAUGAGAGUAAGAACAAGAUGAAAGUCGAUGAAACAGCAGAAGCUAUUCAAGGUCUGGAGAACAAAAUUAGCCAAAUAAAGGAUUAUGUCAAAAUGAUCAAGAUGAACAAUGGCACUUGGGACCCUGAUUAUGAUGAGAUACUUGCUACAGACCCAGAAAUAAACAGAGAAGCAAGGAAUAGAUACGAGGCAUUGAUGAAAGAAGGAAAAACUGGCAAAAAGAAUCUGUAUAUGCUAAAAGCUUUUGAAUCCUUGCUCUACGAACAAAGAAGAAUAGAAAAAGAGAUGCUUAAUCUCCAAAGAGCUAAAGAAUAUGAAAAGAACAGGCCACCUCAAGAAGGCUGGUACAUGCUUAAAACAGAGGAGUUUAACAAAGAGCUGUACAGAAAUAGAAUGGAUCUGAAGCCAAAUAACCAGAACAGAGUGUAUCUGGACAAUCUGAAAGAUCCUUACUUGUACUAA